Pediculus humanus corporis (human body louse) is the source of this 525-nucleotide messenger RNA. RefSeq lists its product as uncharacterized. Gene Ontology annotation, biological process: protein folding in endoplasmic reticulum. The record is from RefSeq and is a predicted model, not a curated record. Gene Ontology annotation, cellular component: EMC complex. The transcript has 2 exons. NCBI's taxonomy places the organism in Eukaryota, Metazoa, Arthropoda, Insecta, Psocodea, Pediculidae. Bases 1 to 525 code for a protein of 174 amino acids.
AUGAAUAUAAAUCGAAAUUCUCAAAAAAGAUACAAAUGGGCAAUUGAUCUGAAUUCAAGAUCCAAACCGGAAAAAUUUGUUGAACUUCCCUCUCCGCCUGGUUAUAGUUCUUCAGUUGCACAAGUUCAUACUGAAUCCUCAAAAGAAAGUGACACAAGUCAUUUAUUAAAAAAAAAAUCAUGGGAGGUUGCACUGGGCCCAUUGAAACAAGUUCCCAUGAACCUUUUUAUUAUGUACAUGGCUGGAAGCUCGAUAUCAAUUUUUCCAAUAAUGAUGGUUGGCAUGUUAAUUGUUAGACCAAUAAAAGCUUUAUUUACUAUUAAAAACACUUUCAAAAUGAUGGAAGGUGGACAUGCUUCUCAGCAAAAAUUUGUGUAUAUAUUAGGAAAUUUAAUAAAUAUUGGUUUUGCACUAUAUAAGUGUCAUUCAAUGGGCUUAUUACCAUCUCAUUCAUCUGAUUGGUUAGCUUUUGUCGAGCCCCCCUUAAGAAUGGAGUAUUCUGGUGGUGGACUUUUGUACAGUUAA